AAAAAAUUGGGAGAUAUAUUUGUUCAGAUUUCUAGGGUGUAGGGGGAAUCGAAUUAAUACGCAAAAAUCGACAAAUAAUAUAAAUGAACAGUUGUUCGUUUAUUUGUUUUCAGUCUUACCAUUAAAAUAAUUUGUACUGGUAUGUUAUUUCCCAUUGUUGAAAAUCAGAACUGUAAUUGUGAUUAGUCGAUUGCUAUAUGUGUGUCGUUAGCGGAUUACUCUGAUAGCUUUUCAUUACAAGUAGCUCAGUAAACUAGUCAUUUUUAGUGUAAAGUAUUAGGUACCAGUCCUGGUUUAAACAUCAACGUCUGGAUGUGGCAUAAACUACACUACCUGAAUGGAUUACAGCGUUCAUUUGAAUAAUUUACAUUUUCAAUAGUUAACUAAUAAUCAUAUGUUGAGUAUGAUCCUAUUGCUACGAUAAUAUAAACAUACAUAUAUAUAUAUAUAUAUAUAUAUUCAAUCACUUAUAUCUAUUAUCAAUGUCAUACUCAUUUGAUUUACAUGAAAGUAUUUACGGUUCUGAACCUUAUAAUACAACCCAUUUUAAAAUCCCAUCUAAUCAAACAACAACAACAGCAACAACAACAAAACAUAAACAAAAUGGUUAUGUUAAACAAUUUCUACAACAAAAUGGUAUGAGAAAAACAAAAAAAAGUAGUCCAUUAAUAUCAGUGAAUGGUACUGGUGGAGGAAUAGGUGAACAAAGAUUUGAUGCAAAUUUUAAAGUAUUAUUACUUGGUAAUUCUGGUGUAGGAAAAACAUCAAUAAUUAGAGCACUUGUUGGUGAAACAUUUUAUCAGACUACUAUAUCAACAAUUGGUAUUGACUUGAUUAAACGAAUAUUCACAGUUGAAAAUCAUCGUGUACAAUUAGAAGUAUGGGAUACAGCAGGUCAAGAACAAUAUCACUCCAUUGUAUCAUUACAUUUUCGAGAGGCUAAAUGUUUUAUCAUCGUUUAUGACGUAACAGAUAUGGAAUCAUUUGAACAAAUACGUAAAUAUUGGCUUAGAACCGUAGAUGAGCAUAUGGAUGAAGCAGUACCGGUGUUUUUCGUAGCUAAUAAAAUUGAUAUGAUAAAAGAUAAAAAAGUCUCAACAGAACAAGGUCAACAAUUAACAUCUCAACAAGCAGCUCAUGGAUUCUUUGAAACAAGUGCAAAAACCGGUAAGAAUAUACAAAAUUUAUUUCAAGCAGUUGCUGAAUGCAUGGUGUCUACAUGGGGUGCUCCAAAACGUUGGUAUGAAAUAAAUACUGAAGGCAAUAAUCAAUUAGAUCCAUGGUCCAAUUCGUAUAAUCAUCGUUACAAGGAUACAGUUCAAUUAGAUCAGAAAAAAGCUCACAAUAAAUUACAAUGUUGUUUGACACAUUAACUAAUACGUAUCAUUUGAACAGUAAUAUGAUCUUAUUAUUAACUACUAAAAUUGUACUACUUAAGAUUGUAUUAAGUAGUUGAAUUUGUAUCACCUCAAAUCUUCAGCAUCGUUUCAUGUUAAACCUACUCACCAAGAUAAAUUAUUUAUACAUCCUUCAAAUAAUAAUGUGUAAAUAAAACAUUUUCAAUAAUACAGAUAACAUAUUAUGCUUAUUUACAUUCAUUUAAACUUAUCAUUCUUUGAAGCAUUAACACAAAAAUAUGGCACAUUAUAUAAACAGAAGCACCCAUUCGUUUUUCACUACCUACUGACAAGAUACAUCAAUCAUUUCAUAAUAACAUUUGAACUACCCUGAAAUGAGGCGAAGUAAAGAUGUUUCUCCACAGUUUAAGUAAACAAAACAUUACACUCAAAUCUUUUUUCUUUAUUGUACAGUUUUUCAUUCAUUUCAUUAAUAUUCAUAUACGUAUGUGGUGUCAUGUUAAAGAAAACGCGGCUGCAAUACAAUAUAUAUCAAGAUCACUAAUUAUUCAUUAUAGAGCUCACUUUGAUGCCUUCAGUCAUUAUUAUUACUUUUUUUUUCUUUUGUUUCAUCAAUCUACUUAAGAAUGUUAUCAGUUACUUUUUGAAGUUAUUUCUUCUUCAUUUUUUUUUCAAUUUGCAUGUUGGUUCGUUUGUUUGUUUCUUUAUCCAGUAAUAUACCCUAAUCCUUAUAUUAAUAUAUAGACAAAUAAAGAAAUUUUUUGAAAGUAAUUACAGAAUGUGAUAAAGUCUGUAAAGGCAUGAUUAGGUUGAUCCAAAUGGAAAUGUAAUAAGUUUAAGGUACACCAGUUGAAAGAUGGGAUUUUCAUGAAUUGUUUCUAUAGUACAUUUGUCGCGACGAUUGUAAUGAUAAGAAGCGGUAGUUGGGGACAGGCAGUUUUUAAAUGGGCAAACUAUGGGCCAUUGUUAAGGAUGAAUAAUAUAGCGAAGGGCUAUUUCAGUGUUGUUACAGGAUACUUUAAAUCACCAGUAUAGGGUUGUGUAGGUUGUGAAAAUUUCAUUGAAAUCCUUGACCGAUCAAUGUUAGACCAUCAUUAGAAAGCUCAAAGCACUGGGCGACCGUUUCAUCUUAGCAUGAGACUUUACACUAGCGCGCAUUCACAACCACGUAUGUUGAAGUCGAACCCAGGACUUUCGGUCUUGUACAAGAACGCUUAAUUUCUAAACCACUAAGCCAGCACGUAACGGUGUUAGCAUCCAACUGCAAUCGAUUCACGACAAUGCGCAGUCAUCCUACAAUCAUCUACAACUAUGAAGAAGAAAGCGAAUGAACAGAAAUGUCAUGGAAAAAUAAAAAUUGGCUAUUGAAUCGUUUUCACGAUUCUAACCUAAAUUUUUUAGUUACAUAAUUUAUCUCAAAAAUUGAUUUAUUUGAAAACACUACACUAAAUAGAUUUCUAAAUACGUAACACCAGUCCAAGUCGUCCCAGCUGAUAAACACCAACCACCUCAUCAACCGAUUCACAGUUUUUACCUAGUACCCUAAAUCUAACGUCAACAUUGCUCACUCAGUAAUCUCGAAAUAAAAGAUCACUGUUUCGGAGACACCCUUUUAACUGAGUAACCUGAGAAUAUUAUUUAUUCCUAUUGGUAGUCGUUAACAUACAUAAAGUUGAACAGAGUGAACUGCUGUUCAAUGAACUCGUUUUUUGUUGAUAGACGGAUGUCUCGCUUACACCGCAAGUGACGCGAGUUAAUAAAAGCCAACUAAGUUUAAUGGAUUUCUUUCAAAGUUUCGUCAUACGCCAACUCAUCACUGUUGACGAGACAUACAAAAUAAGUGAAGGAAUAAAUGAGCUCGACUUUUUCAUUUGAUAUAUUUAGUUUAACCAUUUGGACAGACUAAUCACGAAUAAACAUUUUUUAUGAGUGGGAGAAAUGAAUCUCAAACUUGCUAGUAUUGUCGUUUAAGAUGAUCAGAAGUUUCCAUUUUGUCAGCGCUUUCACCAAACAGAACUAUUCCAUCUGAGUGUUCGAAGUUAAGAAGUUAAUCUCCUAGUAGCAGUUUAAUAUCUAGAACUUUGGAUGGUGAGAGGUUCAUCUCUAAAAGGGUGUUUUUGAAGUCAAAUAUAAGGCGAGAAAGUGAACAACCCGAACGAAUACUGAUCUAGUUUGAUAACUCUGAUGACGGUUUGCUAUAAGCACUAAAAUGACCAGCAGUGUUCAAGUAGCGUCUUUAUAAGGUUGAUAUAAUUCUCUUUUACGCCUUUUAAUGGCAGACACUGCCACAGAACCUUUUGACCUACAGAGUCAAGUGCUGCCCUAAAGUCAAGGAGCACAACCAAAGCUGGAGGUCGGAGAGUAUAUCCAUGUUUUAGGGCCUAAUGAAAAGUGAAUAUUCGGUCUAUACAUUCGCAUCUAGGUCUAAAACUAGCCUGUUUUUUCCUGAUUCGCUGUCCGCCGAUUCUAUUUAUCAGUCAGUUCAUUGUUAAACCAAACAUUUUAAACACUAUUAAUUGACUCUAUUCGUCUGUCGUUAUCAUAAGAGAAUUUUUGUUCCUUUCUGUAAACUGGAAGGACCAGUGAUCGAAACCAAUUAAUUGAGAUUACGUUCAGUCCACAGAUUGUAGUCAAUAUCUAAGUCAAAUUAACUGUCAAAACUGGAACACUAUCACUAUAAUCUUAAGAUUUGGUGCUACCUCUCAGCUUAGAUUAACCAUAAUCUUUUCAAACUCAAUAAGAAUUGAGGGGCCUUCACCAACUUCCCAUUCAUGCUGUCUGGAGAUAGUUUCUAGUAUCCAACAAGUAACAGUCAGUAGUUGUGUCAAAUUCAAUAAUAAUAAACAAUAAAUUAAAGCUGGGACUGUGCACCCUACAACUAUAGACUGCACUAGACUAAUAUGCUCACAGAAGACAAUUGUAGAUAUCUUCAGACACUUUUACUGAAGUCACAAGUGGAAUUACCAAACAAUAUUUAGGAUCCUACUGCUAAAUAAACCUAACAAUAGACGAAAGUACUAAAUACAACACAUUUAUUAAAUGCUCUUGUGUCGAACUAGUUAUCUUUUUACAUUCUCGUUUUAAGAACCAAGCCGGAUGGUGUUCUGAGAUGCGUACCAUUCUGGGAUGUGUUAAGGAAAAACUUUUGCUUUGGGCCACAUCAAUGUGUAUCUAUAAAUUUACUUUCUCAUGUGGGGCAUGUUACAUAGACCGCACAAAGCGAUCACUUUCAAAACUCAUCUCGGAACACUAUCUGGCUUAGCUCUUAAAAAGGGAAUGUAAAAAGAUAACUAGUUCGAUAAGAGAGCAUUUAAUACACUUAUUGAAUAUUGAAAACGUAACGGCUAACCUUAUCCUCAAAUCAUAAUCAUUAUUUCCCACUUUAAUGGUGUACCAAGUUCAUUGGAACAUUAAAAAGAGAAGCCAAAAAAUGAAAACAAGUAAAUAAAAAAACAGAUACACGUUUAGUAAAGAUGGAUAGUGGCUGCCAGUGAAAUCCAGGACGCGCGUCACUUCGU
Messenger RNA from Schistosoma rodhaini, 4876 nucleotides. NCBI's taxonomy places the organism in Eukaryota, Metazoa, Platyhelminthes, Trematoda, Strigeidida, Schistosomatidae. The record is from the annotation of a GenBank genome assembly.